AUGGAUGUCAAGCGUCUCAUCGGCAGGAGGUUCUCUGAUGCCUCUGUCCAGAGCGAUAUCAAGCUGUGGCCCUUCAAGGUCAUUUCUGGGCCUGGUGAGAAGCCAAUGAUUGUUGUCCAGCACAAGGGUGAAGAGAAGCAGUUUGCAGCUGAAGAGAUCUCCUCUAUGGUUCUCAUCAAGAUGCGUGAGAUCGCUGAAGCUUACCUUGGCAGCACCAUCAAGAAUGCUGUUGUGACAGUCCCUGCCUACUUCAACGACUCACAUAGGCAGGCCACAAAGGAUGCUGGCGUGAUUGCUGGCCUCAAUAUGUGCUGCGGAUCAUCAACGAGCCAACUGCUGCUGCUAUUGCCAAAGGACUGA
This is a messenger RNA of Miscanthus lutarioriparius, 360 nucleotides long. Lineage: Eukaryota; Viridiplantae; Streptophyta; Magnoliopsida; Poales; Poaceae. The record is from the annotation of a GenBank genome assembly.